UAAAUGGGUAAAAAUAGAGAGCCAGAAACGUUAUUGCUUAUCUUUCUGUUUGUUUUCUUCCUAGUUCCCAAACAAACCAAGGAACAACUCGAAAGUUUAACGACAGCAUCUACAUUAAAUUUUUAUUACGAAGACGAUAUGCUUUAGUUUUCUUCUUCUUGAAAAUGUUUGCCUUAGAAACAAAAACUUCUAAACUUCUUGGUUGGAAUUAUAAGUACCUAUGUACUUUUUAUGGCAUUCUCAAUGUUUGUGAAAUAGUGAUUUGUUACGCAUGCUUGGAUUUGAUUCGUAACUCUUGCCGACCAGCAUAUUCACAUUCCACUGGAGGAUUUGUUGGAAGUGCAGCUGAAACUUAUUUUUAUCUUGCUACAUGUGCUUGCAUGGUUAUAACUUGUAUUUUUUUAUGUUCAUUCAUUGUGUCUCAUAUAUCAUUUCUCUUGAUGGAAAGAACAAUUCUAGGAAUCAUGUUUUGGCUUACUGCCACCCUCUUGUCUUUUGUAACAAGUCUCGCCUUAAUUAUAUUUAUAAAUGAAUCAAAGAAUGUUGAAAUAUAUGGCUAUUCUCACAAAGCAGCUGCCUCUAUUUUAGGUCUUAUAAAUUCUGCUCUCUACUUAAUAAACACAGUCAAGUCCUACAGAGCUUGCAAGCUGAGUUGGUCUUAUCAGUGAUUCUCUGUGAUGCACCAUUUUGACAUACUUUUUCUAGUCUUUUAGCAUUUAAACAAGUUCUACACAAUAUAUGAUAACUAUUUAUGGUAUUUAAAUAUUUUAGACUAUAUUUUAACUAUUUAGUUCAAUUCAAACACUGCUAGGGUUGUAGUUUUCCUUCCUAAUAAAUAAAAUCUUUUUUUUUUUCUCUUUUUAAAUUAAAAUUUGUGUCAAAGUUGCUAUACAAUUUGUUUUCUGUUUCAAAGAUUUCUUUAUCAUUGCAAUCUCAACUAAGAUUUAAAGCACACAUUUAUAUGCAGUGAAACCUCCUAUUAUGAGCUCUCCUGCGAAAUGGGCUUUCUCAAUACGGACUUAUUUUUAAUUCCCCCAUGAAUAUUGUAUGAAUAAACCAUUAUGUACAUACUCAGCAAAGCAGACACUCCCGUAACCGGGUGUUAACAGUCAUUUUUGUCCUGAAACGUUAUUUUCUAUCUCUUCAAACCUGACACUAAUUUUUCCAAAUUUGAAAAAGAAAAAAAACUGUUUCUGUUUUAAAUUGCAAGAAGAAGAAAAAAUUCAACUUUUUGUCGUUUUUAAAGCAUGUAAAUUUUUUGCCUUAUCCAUAACUAAAAAUAUUGUUAAGCUAUUUCACUACUAAAUAAUCAUUCUUUCACUUGCCUUAUCUUUGCAAAGAAAGGAGAGAAAAUUAUAUUUACUCUUGUGAAAAAAUUCGGACUGUAGCAUCUUUUGACUUUUUCAUCCGGAUGAUACCGUUUAUGAGAUCCCUCAUUUUGAAAUGAAGUCUUAAAUGUUCUAAAAGCUUCUUUCCCACUAAAAAUUUCUUUCAUUUUUCUUAUCAAUAAUUGAAACUGGCUGAGGACUGAAAGCGCCUAUUCGCUAUCAUAUAACUAACUUGAAUACCUGUGUUAAUAGGAGAAUUAAAUUCAUUUAUCUGUAGCUGCAUCUAGAAUUAUGUAUUUAUAUCAAACUUUUUCAUGUAUUUUUUGUAUAGAAAAAUAUAUUUAUAAUUUUCUAUAUAUGAGUUUACAUAAAUGUCCUUGUAGAUAGUUAUUGUAGUUUAUUUAAUUAUUACUAUAUCCUUAAAAAAAAUUUUUUUUUAAUUUACGGUGUUAAACUUUGUUAUUAGGGUACCCGUCCCAUAAACAAACAACUUUCAUAAACAGUCAAUUUUUCGGUCCCAAGAAUGUCUGCUUGACCGUGGUUUCACUGUAUAUUGGAAAAAUUGUAUCCCAUAUUUCUAUUGUAAGUGAUUAAUUAAAUUUAAUGAAAAUUGACGUAAAGAUCUUUAAAUACCAUUUAACAUUUUUAUUUUAAAAGGGUUGUUCUUUAUCAGGAUAAAACUACAACUCCUAAAAAUUAUUGAAGUGAAUAAAAGUAAAAAAAUUUUAUAACAUUGAAGCUUUAAGAUUAUUGAAAAACUUUUUUUCUGACAAAAAACUUGACUCUGCCUUUUACAGAAGAAAUAGGUGUGAAAUUUUUUUUAAAUUUAUUAUUUAUACUAGUUAAAUUUUUAAAAUUUACAAUUUAAAAAAGUGUUUAAAAGUAUAAUUUUUAAUUAAUGUAUAAUUUGUAUGUGAUAUAUUUUUUGAAACAGUAUUGUUUUUAUAAAAAAGGAAUAUAUUAUUUAUUUUUGUAUAAGAUCAUUUCUAAAGUAUUUUUUAUGAAUUUAAAUGUAGUUUGAACAAUAAUUUGUUUUAUUGAAUGUCAUAUAAAAUUCCUUUUUAA
This is a messenger RNA of Parasteatoda tepidariorum (common house spider), 2393 nucleotides long. RefSeq lists its product as uncharacterized. Gene Ontology annotation, cellular component: membrane. The record is from RefSeq and is a predicted model, not a curated record. NCBI's taxonomy places the organism in Eukaryota, Metazoa, Arthropoda, Arachnida, Araneae, Theridiidae.